AUGGAGAAGAAACGACUCGAAUCCGGAUGUGCGGCCGUGCUCCAAGGAAUGGCCGGCAAGAAAGUAGCCGUCGAGCUCCGCGACGAAGCGUAUGUGAUCGGAAUUCUGGAUAAUUGCGACUCCGAUUUGAACAUGCGCAUCCAGAAUGCGACGGUGAUUCGGAAUGCGCAAAAAACAGAGGAGCCCGAGUAUAUGGUGAUCGGAAGGCACGUAAGGUAAUGAAAAAGAGAGAGGAGGAAGUGCGCUCUACGGCCAAUAUUAACAGAUUCGUUCAUUUCGAGCACACGGUUGAUCCGGAGGCGGCGAUCCGACGGUGUCUGAAAGGAGCGAGAGCGGGGAAGCCGCAGCAGAACAGACGACUCGAUCAGAAGCAGUUCGACACCGGAAGAAAGACUGUCCAUCAGUGA
Caenorhabditis sp. 36 PRJEB53466 is the source of this 407-nucleotide messenger RNA. NCBI's taxonomy places the organism in Eukaryota, Metazoa, Nematoda, Chromadorea, Rhabditida, Rhabditidae. The record is from the annotation of a GenBank genome assembly.